Messenger RNA from Caenorhabditis briggsae, 1077 nucleotides. It is a transcript of the gene Cbr-nhr-26, whose product is annotated as Protein CBR-NHR-26. The transcript is spliced from 3 exons. Gene Ontology annotation, biological process: regulation of DNA-templated transcription. The record is from RefSeq and is a predicted model, not a curated record. Bases 1 to 1077 code for a protein of 358 amino acids. Gene Ontology annotation, molecular function: sequence-specific DNA binding; zinc ion binding; DNA-binding transcription factor activity. Lineage: Eukaryota; Metazoa; Nematoda; Chromadorea; Rhabditida; Rhabditidae.
AUGUCAUUCGAUAGCUUCGAGCCAAGCUCUCCAGAAGCGAGCUCUCCGGAAUCGGGAUCUCCAGAACCCACCUUUCCCGCACAGCAAAGUUUGGUCUACGGAACCGCGUGCGCCGUCUGUGGUAGUAAGAAAAUCGCAUUCAAUUAUGGAGUUAUCUGCUGCAACUCAUGCAAGAUGUUCUUCAGUCGAGCCAUGAAAACUCCAAUAGCAAUUUCUUGCAAAAGACAAUGGAAUUGCAAUUUCAGUGGUGUUGAGAAAUGCCGCUACUGUCGUCUUCAUCGAUGCUUGCUAACUGGAAUGAGAUGUUUCAAAAGUGUGGAUGGUCCGGAUACAGCGAGAAUCAUAGUGAAUUUGAUGAUUAAGGAUCAGGAAAGAAAGAACAAUUUGUUGAAUUCCAAGAUUCCAUCAAAUCUCACAGCGACCGAAAUGUUUGAGAGAAAACUGACUGUGUUUGAGCCAAAAGCGCCAGGUACCGAAUUCGAUUUCUAUGAUUGGGGAGUGAUGAACCAUCUAUCUUGUAUCGCCUUUGCAACCAAAUUCCGUUUCAUGAUGUAUCUCUCACCAGCUGAUGUCAAGGUGCUGUUCAAGUACUCUCACCUCAUGUACAUGAUUCUGGUCACUGCCAUGCGUUCCUACUCUGCAGGACUUGAAGUAAUGUGCCAUCCAGAUGGAUCUGAUGUGUUUCCAAAAGAAGUCAAUGGUUAUAACAACGAAUUUCUGAAAGGUAUCAAAGGCAAUUUGAUUGGUCGAAUGAGAGAAUUGCGUGUGACAGAAGAGGAGCUUCUCUUGUUGGGAGCAAUCAUUCUCUGCAAUCCUGCAGUCACAGACAUGUCUCAAUCUGGACGAAUCCUCCUUGCUGCACAUCGAGAUUCAUAUGGACAAGCGCUUCUCCAGAAUUGUAAUGUACAUUCCUAUGGACCAUCCCGAUUCCCUGAAAUCCUCUCUCUUACUUCAAUUAUCAUCAAGACCCAACAAGAUAUCCAUCAUUUUUCGUCUCUAUACCCAAUCGUUCAUCCUCAGCAAGUCAAGAAAAAUCUCUUCACAGAUAUUCUGGAUUUUUUGCGCAGUGAAAAUUGA